Xylaria bambusicola is the source of this 2184-nucleotide messenger RNA. Its product is annotated as glycoside hydrolase superfamily. The record is from RefSeq and is a predicted model, not a curated record. Gene Ontology annotation, molecular function: hydrolase activity, hydrolyzing O-glycosyl compounds. Bases 174 to 1625 code for a protein of 483 amino acids. Lineage: Eukaryota; Fungi; Ascomycota; Sordariomycetes; Xylariales; Xylariaceae. The transcript has a single exon.
CGGUUUCUAACUCGUAAUAGUUUGUCUAGCAUCAUUUCACAUGUCUUAGCAAACUCAUAGAAAGAUUGUUUUCGCAGAAAGCUUGAACUAUCGUGGUAUGAGUUUAGCCUACAGACUUGUCUAUGGUUGAGGAUACGACAAAGUCAAAUCCGUAACUGUCUAGGCUAGACAAGAUGAAUAUACCAUUCCUUCUCAUCUUAUCCCAAACACUAUUCGGCUUCAACGCCGCCCUUGCAGAUAUCACUACAACAAUUGUUGCAUCUUCAAACUAUGGGGUCUGGGAGGGUUGGGGAACUUCCCUCGCGUGGUGGGCAGCUGCUUUCGGCGAUCGUGACGACCUCGCAAAUGCUGUCUUCUCACUGAAUAGCGUGUCAUUGAACGGUGUCACUCUGCCGGGCUUGGGGAUGAACAUUGUUCGGUAUAAUGCUGGCGCUAGUAGUUCAAACUCUGUUAACGGAGAAGGAAUGAUCAAAUCUCCCAGCAUCAUUCCAUCCCGCCUCAUUGACGGGUACUGGAUUGACUGGACGAGUAGCGACCCAGCAUCUUCAAGUUGGCUAUGGUCCCAGGAUGCUAAGCAACGAUCAAUGAUGCAAAAGGCCAAGAACCUGGGAGCGAACCUAUUCGAGUUGUUCAGUAACUCACCGAUGUGGUGGAUGUGCAGCAACCAUAAUCCUUCCGGAUCAGACAACGGCUCGUCUGACAACUUGCAAAAUUGGAAUCACCAGCAAUUUGCCGUGUACCUUUCCACCAUCGCGCUAUAUGCCAAGAACAACUGGGGGAUCACGUUUAACACAGUUGAGCCUUUCAAUGAGCCAGCCUCUAAUUGGUGGAACGGACGCACUGGAACUCAAGAAGGUUGCCACUUUUCUGUCGCAACACAGCAAGAUAUACUUCCUCGUCUACGGUCUGAGCUCAACAGCAGAGGACUAACUUCGGUCCAAAUAUCCGCCUCGGAUGAAACAAACUAUGACACCGCAAUCAGCACUUGGAAAGGUUUGAACGCAACUGCAAAGGCCUCUGUAGCACAGAUAAACGUUCACGGGUACCAGCAUGGCAGCGGCGAUCGAUCGGGUCUCUAUUCGCAGGCUGUAGGAUCCAAGAAGAAGCUGUGGAAUAGCGAGUAUGGCGAGAAUGAUGCGACAGGCUCACAAUUGAUCAGCGAUGUGAUCCUAGACUUCCGCUGGCUACAUCCCACAGCGUGGGUCUACUGGCAGAUAGUCGAUGGCGGUGGUUGGGGUCUCAUCACUGGCGACAACGACGCUCGUACUCUCAGCGGGCCGACACAGAAGUACUUUAUCCUAGCCCUCCUCACUCGGCACAUCAGAGCUGGCAUGCGGAUCUUAGAUUCAGGAUGCGACUAUGCGGUUGCUGCUUACGACACCUCUGCCCACAAAUUAGUAAUAGUAGCUGUCAACUGGGGAAACUCGCAAUACCUCAAUUUCGACCUGUCUCAAUUCGGCACACCAGGUUCAAGCGGCGCGACAAUCCAGCGCUGGAGCACUCAGAUAGGUUCUGGAGAGCGGUAUGCUACGUAUAAGGACACUACAUUGAGCGGAUCUAAAUUUUGGUCGUAUUUUGCGAAAAACCAAGUGCAAACCUUCGAGGUUCCAGGGGUAUAUAUCUAGUAGGGACGAAUAUGGUCAAUAGGACUGUCAAUAUUGUAGGUAGCCUAUAUGUCCGUUCCUUGCUUGAGUAUGCAAAGUGUUAUCACCAUUAUCAGGUAUUUGAGCGCAGCUUAUAAACAGAACUUCGUUCUAUAAGAAAUGGUUUAACGAGCCACAACGAGAGCAGCCUGUAGUUGAGACUGCGAUAAGAUUGACGUCUCUUAAUAUUAGCCGUGAAUCUAUCUACGUAUCUACACAGACAAGCCCUGUAAGGGCGGGUAAUGUAUACAUCACAAUUAUAUGUAUAUAGUUAAAACACUACUCCCGUAUAGCGCUACUAGCCAGACCAGAACUUUCCUUCGUAUAUUCAGCAGUAACCACGGCGUUCAAUGGCUUGUAUCCAAAUCUCUUGAAGAGUUAUACAAGUGAAUUUUAAGGUUCAUCUAUCUAACAAUAUAUUACUGACACUCCCCCUUCGGCUUAGGAAUAAGUGAUGUUAUCUUGUCAGCAUGAUGUAUGAACAUCAUUUCGGCAAUGAACGAAACCGCGUGCUUCAGUGUAUCAUAUCGCUUCUCAGGAA